AUGUGUGCCUGGUACCCGCAUGAUGACCGCAACCGCGGUCGCGGUGAUGACGCCUGGAGAAGACAAUACGGUGAGCACGAAAGAGACUACUACCACCAUGAUGGCCCUCGUGAAUCACGCGGACGACGUUAUGACGACCGGAAUUCAGGGUACGACUACGGCCAUCGUGGCUACGACUACCAUGAUAGAGACCAAGGGCGCGAUGGCUAUGACAGACGCUACGAAGAUGGAGGACACAGUGGCUGGAGUCGUGACAGGGGUUAUGGUGAUGGAGACCGCGGUUAUGACCGUUAUGGCCGUGAUUACGAUGAUCGCCCUCGGGGCGGUGACGGACCUGAGGGUGACUACGAUCGCAGGUACCCAGGUUACCGGAACAGAGACCGAGACGAUUACUCCGGAUACUCACGUGAAGCCAAUCGUCACGGUGGAAACUCAUCGGAGCCCGUAUAUGAUGCCGCGGGAACUCAUAGCUCUGCUUCGAAAAGUUCUAGGAGGUACAGUUCAGAGGAGGAUCGGAGCGUGCCCCAACGCGAUACGGCAUCUAGUCGCCAGCAUGAAUUGGGUAAUGAUCGGGAAACUUCACGGGAUGCUGGCAGGGACAACGACCGUACGCUGAGCCGGGAUCAUGAACAGCGCCGUGAUAAACAUGAGUUUCGUGGUGCUGACAAUUCGCAAACACGCACUGCUCAUCAUUCCAGUAACUCCAGCGGGGAACAGCGCUCGAGCGAUAGUAGUCGUGAACAAGUGUCACGAUGGGGCAAUGCUAUGAAUAGUUUGGAUUCUGGGCGUGGUUCGUAUGUCGACAGCCGAGAGCGGGUAAUACAUCAAUCCACAGGUAACCAGGCCGAUGGCAGUGAGGGAAACCAUGGGGAAGCAUCUAACAGUGAAGAUAUAGAUAACAGGCAAUCGAAUCCUGAUGCAACAGAAAAGGAGCCCUGGUACAAGCGUCACCAAGGAUUCGGGUCCCGUAGGAACAGGGAUGACUCCAGGGAUGGACACAGCACGCAUGGAUAUGACCGUCCUCGCCGUAGCUACGGUGAUUCGAAGAGCGACGAUAACAGCGCAACUAUUCUGGUGCGUAAACUGCCGCCCACCAUCUCCGCGGAGGACGUGGAGUCUGCAGUGUCGGAUCUAUGCAUCCAGAACGGGACCUCCGCUCCAAAUGCAGUGACCCUGAAGUCCUGUCAUAGCGGUUACGGUGGCAUGAAUGACAUGUACAACGGUCCCGAUUUGCAGCACCAGGUCAACCCCGACGGAUAUGGUUUCGGCGCUUCCACCGAACAUUUCGCUGUCGUCACCUUCCCGUCGCCAGCCAACGCUGCGAGGUUCAUGGAGUGCGUCAGUAGCCGCAAGCUCGAACUGAAUGGUGCCGAGUAUUACGUGGAAUACGACACCUUGGACGUCAAUGCUGAGAAGCCCGUCAGCGAGGUGCCGAGGGCCUACGCAAAUUUUCAGGAGCUAGAGCAGAUGAUGAAACGCAAGACAGUCUCAUGCGACUGGAUAUGUGCGGACUGCCGAUUUGUUAAUUUCGCUCGGCGGUCUGCAUGCCUCACCUGUGAUAAACCUAAGCCUUCCGACGAGCAACUGCAGAAGAUGAACCUGCUAGUGGAUAAUGCAGUCAGUGUGCAGUCACAACCUAUCCUUUCGAACGUCACGGAUGUGUCGUCCUGGGUGGUGUUGAAAGGCAUACCCAUGGCGGCAGACCCGUCGAAGCUGGUGUUGCUGGUAUGUGGCAGCGUUCCGGAAGGCGCUGCGCAUCUGCAGAAAUGCGUAUACGUGAUAGACCCGCAACCGCAAAGCCGGAGGGGAUUCAUGUUCUGUCAGUUUUCGUCAGUGACACCUGUCAACGCAUUUAAUGAGGCCAUGGGUGACAAGCUGUCGACCCUUUUGCAGUUCCAGGAUGUAUACCUGCGGUUAGAUGUAGUCCGUUCCCGCGAGAAGCAGGUGGCAGAUGAGCUGCUCAAAGGGGCGCGUAUGAACACUUUGCGCGUCAAUUAUGAGUACCACAGUGAGACGUUUACCGCAUCUGCGAUGUCCGAUGACCCCGGAGCAAGGCAGAUGGGCAACAAGGAGUACCGCUCCUGCAAGGUUAGGACCACCAAUGUGGGAGCUUUGGAGCAGCUGUGUCAAUCGGUGAACGCUCCAUCCGGUGCCAAGCAAUACCUGGAUGCGUGGAUGUGCAAGGCGAUUUGGGUGACAGGCGGCAAGCCCGACACCACUAAAAUGACCUACGAUCCGAACUCGGAUUACUUUUACGACCACCGACUUGGCGUAUACUAUGACGCGGCCAGCGGUUACUACUUCACUGUAGGUGGGGAAUACUAUAGAUGGGACGAAGCGACCAGCUCGCUCAUUGUUACUGCUCAUCCUGGGUCACAAGUCGACCAAGGACAGCAGGACCAAACGCAAGGCCAUGUGGCGGGGCUGCUGCAGGCGGCUUUGAAGGCAGCGCAGAUGACCAAUCAGAUCGCCCAAAAGAAGACACAAAAGCCGUCGGACAAUAUACUGCAAGACACGGUGGAGAAGAAUCCUCCACCGGGUAUGCAGGAGGUGAAUCAGACGCACCCGAAACCAGAAGAACCCAGUGGCAUGACAAAUUCUGCCGCACGGCCUGUAUUGGUACUUCAGCCGCCGUCAGAGGUUGCUAAGACCUUUGAUCUUGGUGACCACUCCGACGAUGAGUGCGACAUGGAAGUAGACAGCCUAGCCAACCCACCGGCAACCGAGAAGGCAGCGGAGGGAAUUGGGACUAUUAAGAAGUGGACGCCAGUGGUUAAACCGCUUUCCGUAUGCUUGGUCUGUCUGCGUAUGUUCCGGGAUCAGGCACAGCUUGAUCUCCAUGAGCGCAGGUCGCAGUACCACCAGGCACUGCUCGAGUGCGGGGAUUCCGCGUCGUAA
Babesia ovata is the source of this 2898-nucleotide messenger RNA. RefSeq names its product Suppressor of abi3-5 isoform 2. Gene Ontology annotation, molecular function: RNA binding. The record is from RefSeq and is a predicted model, not a curated record. Lineage: Eukaryota; Apicomplexa; Aconoidasida; Piroplasmida; Babesiidae. Gene Ontology annotation, cellular component: nucleus. The transcript has a single exon. Gene Ontology annotation, biological process: mRNA splicing, via spliceosome. The coding region runs from base 1 to 2898 and encodes 965 amino acids.